Argiope bruennichi is the source of this 1015-nucleotide messenger RNA. Its product is annotated as 40S ribosomal protein S2. The transcript has 5 exons. Gene Ontology annotation, biological process: translation. Gene Ontology annotation, cellular component: ribosome; cytosolic small ribosomal subunit. The record is from RefSeq and is a predicted model, not a curated record. Gene Ontology annotation, molecular function: structural constituent of ribosome; RNA binding. Bases 134 to 973 code for a protein of 279 amino acids. NCBI's taxonomy places the organism in Eukaryota, Metazoa, Arthropoda, Arachnida, Araneae, Araneidae.
CGUUCAUAUUGUGGAUUCGAGUGUUUGGACAUGAUUGACACUCAAGUACAAGGGAAUCAUACGGUAAAUUCAAUCAUUUUACACCGCGAAGAAGGAGCAACGUGUCUGGACUGAAUUUGAAGACAUACACAAUAUGGCAGACGCUGCUCCUGCUGCUGGUGGACGUGGAGGAUUUAGAGGAGGAUUUGGUGGUGGUGGAAGAGGAGGCCGAGGGCGUGGACGUGGUAGGGGCCGCGGAAGAGGCCGUGGACGUGGGAAGGAAGAAAAGGAAUGGGUGCCUGUAACCAAAUUGGGAAGACUUGUUAAGGAUGGUAAAAUCAAGUCUCUGGAAGAGAUUUACUUGUUUUCUCUCCCUAUUAAGGAAUGUGAAAUUAUCGACUUCUUUCUUGGAAGUGCUUUGAAGGACGAUGUCAUGAAAAUUAUGCCUGUCCAGAAACAAACCAGAGCUGGUCAGCGUACAAGAUUUAAGGCUAUUGUGGCUAUGGGAGACCAUAAUGGUCAUGUUGGUCUAGGUGUGAAAUGUUCUAAAGAGGUGGCCACUGCCAUCCGAGGUGCCAUCAUGUUGGCGAAAUUGACUAUUAUUCCUGUCCGAAGAGGCUACUGGGGAAAUAAAAUUGGUUCACCUCACACAGUACCUUGUAAGGUUACUGGGAAAUGUGGUAGUGUAACAAUGAGACUGAUUCCUGCUCCCAGAGGCACAGGUAUUGUGUCUGCUCCAGUCCCUAAAAAGCUGUUAACUAUGGCAGGCAUCGAAGAUUGUUAUACAUCUGCCAGAGGGUCAACAGCAACAUUAGGAAAUUUUGCUAAAGCUACAUUCUUUGCUAUUCAAAAAACAUACAGUUACCUAACACCUGAUCUGUGGAAAGAACAGGCGCUAGCCAAACCUCCUUAUCAAGAGUAUUCUGAUUAUUUAAUGUUGACUCAUAGAACUGUUGGAUCUUCUCAACCACGUGCAGAACAUGUGGUUGCUUAGUAUGUAUAAAUAAGAAUCGACAAUAAAUUAUUUUGUCAUUCA